Messenger RNA from Plasmodium falciparum 3D7, 1032 nucleotides. It is a transcript of the gene PK7, whose product is annotated as protein kinase 7. Gene Ontology annotation, biological process: MAPK cascade. NCBI's taxonomy places the organism in Eukaryota, Apicomplexa, Aconoidasida, Haemosporida, Plasmodiidae. The record is from RefSeq and is a predicted model, not a curated record. Gene Ontology annotation, molecular function: MAP kinase kinase activity; kinase activity; protein serine kinase activity.
AUGAAGGAUAUUUUAUCUAAUUAUUCAAACCUCAUAUAUCUUAACAAAUAUGUGAAAGAAAAGGAUAAAUAUAUAAAUGACUAUAGAAUUAUCAGAACAUUAAAUCAAGGCAAAUUCAACAAAAUAAUUUUGUGUGAAAAGGAUAAUAAAUUCUAUGCCUUGAAGAAAUAUGAGAAAAGCUUGUUAGAAAAAAAAAGAGAUUUUACAAAAAGUAAUAAUGACAAGAUUUCAAUAAAGUCCAAGUAUGAUGAUUUCAAAAAUGAGCUACAAAUAAUAACAGAUAUAAAAAAUGAAUACUGUUUAACUUGUGAAGGUAUCAUAACAAAUUAUGAUGAGGUAUAUAUAAUAUAUGAGUAUAUGGAAAACGAUAGUAUUUUAAAAUUCGAUGAAUACUUUUUUGUCUUAGAUAAAAAUUACACUUGUUUUAUUCCUAUACAAGUUAUUAAAUGUAUUAUAAAAAGUGUAUUAAAUUCGUUUUCUUAUAUUCACAAUGAAAAAAAUAUUUGUCAUAGAGAUGUGAAACCUUCAAAUAUAUUGAUGGAUAAAAAUGGAAGAGUAAAAUUAUCAGAUUUUGGAGAAUCAGAAUAUAUGGUAGAUAAAAAGAUAAAGGGGUCAAGGGGUACCUAUGAAUUCAUGCCCCCUGAAUUUUUUUCAAAUGAAUCAUCUUAUAAUGGAGCAAAGGUGGAUAUAUGGAGUUUGGGUAUAUGUCUUUAUGUUAUGUUUUAUAACGUUGUACCAUUUUCUUUGAAAAUAUCACUGGUUGAGCUUUUUAAUAAUAUAAGAACAAAGAAUAUAGAAUAUCCUCUUGAUAGAAAUCAUUUUUUAUAUCCUUUGACAAAUAAAAAAAGUACGUGUUCAAAUAAUUUUUUAUCAAAUGAAGAUAUUGAUUUUUUAAAAUUGUUUUUGAGGAAAAAUCCUGCUGAGCGCAUAACAUCAGAGGAUGCUUUGAAACACGAAUGGCUAGCUGAUACAAAUAUCGAAGACUUGAGAGAAUUCUCGAAAGAACUUUAUAAAAAGAGGAAAAAAUUAUAA